AUGGAAUGCUGUAAGUAUAUUUCCCCGCGCGGGAAUGACAGGGUUAGAAGAGGAGGCGAAGGGGAGCGGGAGAAGGGGAGCGGGAUGGAGGGAGGGAGGGAGAGGAAAUGGGUAGCACCAGACGCUGGCUUUAAAGGAGGAGGGGGAGGACAGACACGCGCGGCUAGGAGAAAUCGGUUGCCAGGCUGCGGGGAUAAAUAUCGAGAGGGGACGUGGGCGGAGGGGUUGAGAGGCGUGGGAGAGUGGUGGGAGUUGGGAGAGAAAAAGACGAGGUCGAGGAUCCAAGACGUUGCUGCGAUUUUUCAUCCUGCAAUUCUUUCAGUGAUUUUGCCAAACGAUGGGACCACAGCUGUAGAGCGUAACUAA
Paracoccidioides brasiliensis Pb18 is the source of this 366-nucleotide messenger RNA. RefSeq lists its product as uncharacterized. Bases 1 to 366 code for a protein of 121 amino acids. The record is from RefSeq and is a predicted model, not a curated record. The transcript has 2 exons.